AUGGGCGUCGACCUCGGCCGUUUCGUCGACAAGGAGGUUCCCCAGCACUUGCGCUGCCCCGCCUGUCUCGAAGCGGCGUACCCGCCGGUCCUCGUUUGCUGGUCAGAACAUGCGCUCUGCCGCCAGUGUGCAGACCGUUUCGUCGCCAACGAGUCGUACGCUUGCCCGACGUGCAGGCAGCGCAUGGUCUUCCCGCUCAAGCCUUCGCUGUUCAUCAAGCGCGCGAUCGAGGGCUACAAGAUCAAGUGCGAGAACGACGGAUGCUCCUGGACGGGCACCGUCGUCAACGAGGAGCAGCACUCAGACUCGUGUCCGUUCCGCAAGGUCUUUUGCAGACUCUGCGAUUCUCGCUACGUCUUCUCUCAGCGCGACGAACACCUCGACGUUUGCACCGAGAAGACGAUCGAUUGCCCGCAGGGUGGCAAGGAUUGCGGCGGCAGAUCCUCGGGCGGGCGGAAGAAGCGUCGCCUCAUGCAGGAGCACCUCGACAAGGAGUGCGCGCACUGGCAGUGCCGCGCCGUUCCUGACUGCAAGACGAGGACGAUGCGCGCCAACCUCGACGAGCACGAGAAGGGCUGCCGCGCAGCUCACGAGGAGAUCCUCCACCUCAAGCGCACGGUUGAGGAGAACGCCAAGCUUGCCGAACAGCGUGUGCCCGACAAGAUUGUCGAGAUGAUUGACUUCGCGACCUCGACCGACAAGGCGCUUCUCGCAGCUGACGAGCAACAGAUGUUCACGUCGACGUCUUCGAGUCAGGUCGUCUCGACUUACAGGUGGGCCGACAUGUCCGCUGAACUGCCAAAGCGCUUCUUCCGUUCGACGGCGGAGUACGAGGAGGCCAACGACUACUUCGUCAUCGACGUCUAUGGCGACCCUCCGCCUGCUCCCACCUUCCAAAGGCCCCGCAUUCUCGACCGCUCGAAUGAGACGCCUAAGAAGCGCAUGCACCUCUUGUGCGCCGCCGAGACUUGA
Rhodotorula toruloides NP11 is the source of this 972-nucleotide messenger RNA. RefSeq names its product TRAF-like zinc finger. The record is from RefSeq and is a predicted model, not a curated record. Lineage: Eukaryota; Fungi; Basidiomycota; Microbotryomycetes; Sporidiobolales; Sporidiobolaceae. Gene Ontology annotation, molecular function: zinc ion binding. The coding region runs from base 1 to 972 and encodes 323 amino acids. The transcript is spliced from 4 exons.